AUGAGCACAAAUAGGAAUCUCAAGGAGCCAAUUAUUGGGCACGAUGCCGAUGCUACAGAUACCAAUGAUCUCCGUCGCUUCUUAGGAGCAAAUCCAACGAUCCGAGAUUUGAACGACAGAGGUAUUUUAACCAUAAAAGAGAUAUCCGAUAGCGAUGAACACGUUUUCAAUGCCAGUAGCCUCGACACAGUACCCGACUUCCAAUAUGCUGCAAGUAUUCUUGACUGGAGUGGAUUGGCAACGAUUGCCAACCAAUCCUUUGCGGGUUGCGAAAUAUGUGAGGGAGACUUUCACGCGAGCUCAAGAGAAUUCAAAAGAAUAUUUGCGGACUCCAUUGCCAGUACCGGGCGAGCUUCUGUUGCUCUACAAGCUAUCUACAGCGUUUUCAUUCAGAGUAUCCACGACCAACUGCUUGAAUUUCUCUCGAUCCCAAUGACAGCCGAAGUGCUUCGCACUCAACUCAAUAUCAUUCCAAUUCGCCGUGUCGGUCUUGUCGCUGUUGCCAUAAUUGUUACAAUCAACACAAUAUGCAUUCUCGUUCUCACAGUUUUAUACAUUUUGUUUGUUCGCUACUCGGUAGUAGGUAGCUUCUGGCACGCCAUCUCGCAGGUCGCUUCAGUUACAAGCUCCGCUGUUUUGUAUCACGCCAAUCAGAAAAACGACCAUCACGUCUCUAACUAUCUCGGCAAUGAUGAUCGUCUCGUACGGCUUGUGAGAUCCGACGAUACUGGCAUUGUCCGUAUCGUCGAGGCGAAAUAG
This is a messenger RNA of Xylaria bambusicola, 759 nucleotides long. RefSeq lists its product as uncharacterized. The coding region runs from base 1 to 759 and encodes 252 amino acids. NCBI's taxonomy places the organism in Eukaryota, Fungi, Ascomycota, Sordariomycetes, Xylariales, Xylariaceae. The record is from RefSeq and is a predicted model, not a curated record. The transcript has a single exon.